Archocentrus centrarchus (flier cichlid) is the source of this 4183-nucleotide messenger RNA. RefSeq names its product angiotensin I converting enzyme (peptidyl-dipeptidase A) 1 (gene ace). Gene Ontology annotation, cellular component: plasma membrane. The coding region runs from base 1 to 3846 and encodes 1281 amino acids. NCBI's taxonomy places the organism in Eukaryota, Metazoa, Chordata, Actinopteri, Cichliformes, Cichlidae. The record is from RefSeq and is a predicted model, not a curated record. The transcript is spliced from 25 exons. Gene Ontology annotation, biological process: proteolysis. Gene Ontology annotation, molecular function: metallopeptidase activity; peptidyl-dipeptidase activity.
AUGGGUACGGGUUUGGACAGGUUUCUAUGGUCAGUACUGCUGCUGCUGCCAGUCUUUGGGCUGUCUGAGACUCUGCCAGAAAGCUGGCUGCCUGGGGAAUAUUCAGACACCAUUGCUGAUGCACAGAAGUUCCUUAGUGACUACAACCGAACUGCUGAGGAAGUGUUUUUCUAUAGUGUCUCUGCCAGCUGGAACUACAACACCAACAUAACAGACCACAACUCAAAGCUUCAGGUGAAUGCAUCUCUUGAAGAACAGGAAUUCGUGGAGGCGUGGGGGAUGAAGGCUAAGCAGGUCUUCAUUUCCGGAGUUCUCGACUCUCUUCCUAAAGAUAAGAAAUUGAUGGAAAAGAUAAAACUACUGGGUGCUGCCAACCUUCCCCCAGAGGAAAGAGAAAAGUAUAACACCAUUCUCAGCACCAUGGACAGUAUUUAUUCAACAGCUAAGGUGCACCCACAGCCAAACAUAAGCUGGAGUCUGGAACCUGAGCUCACAAACAUCAUGGCUACGUCCAGGAGCUACAAGAAGCUGCUGUAUGCCUGGGAAGGCUGGCACAAUGCAUCGGGUGUACCAAUCAAAGAGCACUAUCCAAGCUUUGUGGAGCUCAGCAACAAAGCCUCACGAGCUGAUGGAUUUCAGGACACUGGAGAUGAUUGGCGCUCUUGGUAUGAGACUGCUACCUUUAGGCAGGAUUUAGAGGAACUGUACAGGACUAUUGAACCCCUCUACCUGAAUCUGCAUGCCUUUGUGCGCCGCCAGCUCUACAACCAAUACGGUCCCAAGUAUAUCAACCUUAAAGGACCUAUCCCUGCCCACCUGCUCGGAAAUAUGUGGGCCCAGACUUGGAACAACAUUUAUGAUAUGAUGAUCCCAUUUCCUGACAAACCCAACAUUGAUGUGACUCAAGAAAUGGUCAAUCAAGGCUAUAAUGCCACACACAUGUUUCGUGUAGCUGAGGAGUUCUUCACCUCUCUGGGUUUGGAGAGCAUGCCUGAGGAGUUCUGGGAGGGGUCCAUGCUGGUUAAGCCUGAAGGUCGAGAUGUGGUGUGCCAUGCGUCUGCCUGGGACUUUUACAAUCGCAAAGACUUCAGAAUCAAACAGUGCACCACAGUCAACAUGGAACAGCUCUUCACCGUGCACCACGAGAUGGGACACAUUCAGUAUUACCUGCAGUACAAGGAUCAGCCUGUGGGAUUCCGCCGUGGAGCCAACCCUGGUUUUCAUGAGGCUGUUGGCGAUGUUUUGUCUCUUUCGGUUUCCACGCCCAAGCAUCUGAAAACAAUUAAUCUUCUGAAAUCUGUGACCUCCGACAUCGAAACUGAUACCAACUACUUGCUGAAAAUGGCUCUGGAGAAGAUAGCCUUUCUGCCCUUUGGCUACCUGAUAGACCUCUGGAGAUGGGAUGUCUUUAGUGGAAAGACCCCUCCGGAGCGUUACAAUGCUGACUGGUGGUACCUCAGAACAAAAUACCAAGGCAUCUGCCCGCCCACCAGGCGCACAGAGGAGCACUUUGAUCCUGGGGCAAAGUAUCACAUCCCUGGAAACACACCAUACAUCAGAUAUUUUGUCAGCUUCAUCCUUCAGUUCCAGUUUCAUGAAAAACUUUGCGAGGCAGCCAAACACACCGGCCCCUUGCAUACAUGUGACAUCUACCGCUCUGCAGAAGCAGGAGCCAUUUUAAAGAAAGUCCUUCAGGCCGGCUCAUCUGAAAGUUGGCCAGUUGUGCUCAAGGAUGCUAUAGGCACCGAUAAAUUAAAUGCCAGCUCGCUAAUGAAAUACUUUGAGCCUAUUAUUGAGUGGUUGGAAAAGCAAAAUGUGAAUGAGACGUUGGGAUGGCCAGACUUCACCUGGGUCCCACCAAUCCCUGAAGGCUACCCAGAGGAUAUUGACAAGAAGACAGAUGAGCUUGAAGCAAAGAAUCUUCUGGAAGAGUACAACAGUACAGCUGAGGUGGUAUGGAAUGCAUUCACUGAGGCCUCCUGGAAGUACAACACCGACAUCACUGAAGCCAAUAAUCAGGCAAUGCUUGAAAAGAACCUGGAGAUGUCAGCACACACCCUGAAGUAUGGACUGCGGGCCCGUGAGUACGACACCACUGACUUCCAGGACAGCUCGGUCAAACGAAUCAUUAAAAAACUCAGCGACAUUGAGAGGGCUGCGCUCCCCUCAGCAGAAUUGGAAGAGUACAAUACUCUUCUGUCCAACAUGGAGACCAAGUACAGUGUGGCUGAGGUCUGCAGAGAGGAUAAAAAAUGCCAUCCUCUGGAUCCAGAUCUCCAGAAGAUCAUGGCAGAGUCCAGGGAUUACGAUGAGCUGCUAUUUGCCUGGAAAGGAUGGCGAGAUGCUGCUGGCAAAGUACUUCGUCAGGAUUACAAGAGAUAUGUUGAACUGGCCAACAAAGCUGCCACACUUAAUGGUCACUCUGAUAAUGGGGCUUUCUGGAGGUCCCUGUAUGAAACACCUACCUUUGAGGAAGAUCUGGAGACUCUGUGGAAGGAGCUGGAGCCCCUCUAUCUGAAUGUGCAUGCUUAUGUUCGAAGGGCCCUGUACAAGAAGUAUGGUCCCAAUUAUAUAAACCCAAAGGGGCCCAUUCCUGCACAUUUACUGGGCAACAUGUGGGCACAGACAUGGUCUGGCAUAAUGGAUUUGGUCAUGCCCUUCCCAGAUGCUACACAGGUUGACGCCACCCCAGCCAUGGUGGCACAGGGCUGGGACCCCAUCAGGAUGUUUCAGGAAUCUGACAAAUUUUUCACCUCUCUGGGUCUGGAGCCAAUGCCACCGGAAUUCUGGAGCAAAUCUAUGCUGGUGAAGCCAUCUGAUGGACGCCAGGUGGUGUGCCACGCGUCUGCAUGGGAUUUCUAUAACCGGAAAGACUUCAGGAUCAAGCAGUGCACUGUAGUGACGAUGGAUGACCUGAUCACUGUACACCACGAGAUGGGCCACGUUCAGUAUUUCUUGCAGUACAAAGACCAGCCUGUGUCCUUCCGCGAUGGAGCCAACCCUGGCUUUCACGAGGCCAUCGGAGAUGUGCUAGCCUUGUCUGUGGCAACACCCAAACAUCUGAAGAGCAUCGGCCUCCUGGACAAGGUUGAGAACAACUAUGAGAGUGACAUCAACUUUCUGAUGAGCAUGGCACUUGACAAGAUCGCCUUCCUACCUUUCGGUUACCUGAUGGAUCAGUGGAGGUGGAAGGUGUUUGAUGGCCGCAUCCCGUCCACCGAGUACAAUAAAGAAUGGUGGAACCUCAGACUGAAGUACCAGGGACUGUGUCCGCCUGUAACACGCACCGAGGAGGACUUUGACCCAGGUGCAAAAUUCCACAUCCCUGCUAACGUUCCCUACGUCAGGUAUUUUGUUAGCUUCGUCAUCCAGUUUCAGUUCCACAAAGCUCUGUGUAAUGCUGCCAAGCAUAAUGGGUCUUUACAUACCUGUGACAUCUACCAGUCCAAAGAAGCUGGAAAGUUGCUAGGGGAUGUGAUGAAGCUGGGCUACAGCAAGCCCUGGCCCGAGGCUCUCACUAUGAUCACGGGCGAGCCCAAAAUGAGUGCCCAGCCACUCAUGGAGUACUUCCAGCCUCUCAUUGAAUGGCUCGAGAAAGAGAACACCAAGAACGAUGAUGUUCGUGGAUGGCCAGAAUACGACUGGAAACCUUUUGCAAGUGAAGCUAAAACAGUGGAUUUCCUGGGAUUAAAUGUGAACAGCUCGGCUGCCACAGCUGGCCAGUGGAUCCUGCUGGCCAUCGGCGUGCUGCUCUUGGUGGCCAUCAUCCUGCUGGCCUACAAGUACAGGAAGGCAAGAAAGCCUGAAAAGUCUUUAUCUACUAUGGAGCUUAAGCAAAAAGAUUAGCCAUCUUUGAUGGCUGAAGGGCUAAAGCAAAGCCUGACCUACUGUAGCUGGCACAAUACCAACCUCAAUGUGAACAUCAGUGUUUUUGUGUACUGCGCAACAUCUGAACAAAUUUGCUCCUCGUGUUUUGUCUGCCUCCCCAGUCUUGUAUAUUUAUUGUAUACACAAAGACACAAUUUAUUAUUUGCCUAUGCAAAAGAACACAUGCAAUUUUGUAAUUUAUUUGUAACAUCUGCUAUUAAGGGAGGGAGAGUUUUAAAAACAAAUCUUUGUAAUGUCAUUCAUUGUGUAAACGUUUUUAAAUAUUUGAUUUUUUUUUUUUUUUAUUUGUUGACUC